Molecule: messenger RNA, 1122 nt
Organism: Aspergillus campestris IBT 28561
Lineage: Eukaryota; Fungi; Ascomycota; Eurotiomycetes; Eurotiales; Aspergillaceae
Exons: 1
Coding region: 1-1122 (373 amino acids)
Source: RefSeq, a predicted model, not a curated record
AUGCGAAUCGCGUUGGACUCCUCACGAGAGGCGUAUCACCCAGGCGACCUACUCCGGGGACGAGUCAUCCUAGGUCGUCCAGAAGUCGACACCAUUCAGGGGUCAUUAGCAAUCGCCUUCUUGGGUCGGUCAACCAUCUCUCACACGCGCUUCAGCGUCGCGAACUCUGGUGAGAUCGUGCUCUUCCGGUCAGAAUGCUGUCUGUACUCCGGAGAUCGCCCAGCAACAGAGAUGCCACCAGGCGGAUGGCCCUUCAUUUUCGCAUUCCCUAAUGUCACAAUCCCAGCCCCGGAGACCAACUCCGGGAGCACGCUCGCAGAGCGCUUCCCGAGCGACGAUGACGAAUGGGAGGAGGGGAGCGCAUAUCGUCUACCCCCGUCGACCACCUUCGAGUUUCCCGAUGGAGUCGUCACCGGCCACAUCGAGUACCUCCUACGCGCUAUAUGGCGACCCCGACAAGUCCGCGACGGCUGGCCCAAGAUAUCCACCCUCUCGCUGCUGUUCGCUCCUGGCCGUCGCGAGAAGAGUCCCCUACCGCACCUGGUCACCCUGCGUAGCACCCUGGAACUCAGCUACAUCGUGGACGCGGAAGAUCGCUUUCGCCCGGUGUCUUUCUACGACCACGUGCGCCCAGGAGCGCACAUUACAUGCGCCAGCUUUCUCCUCCAGGUAACUAUUGCCGCAACGCGAGUCAUCCAGGGCGCUCGCAUCCCCGUCGAGCUCCUCCUGCGCCUUGCCCCAGACCAACAGCCACAGCAGCGGCACCAGCCGACACCACCAAUCUUCUUGCACUCAUUCACGGCGCACACGGAGGUCAUCACGAGCGUCGCCCGCGAGGAGGGGCGGUACACGUCGGAAAGGACCGUCGUUCUGGGCAUGCGGCGGUUGAACGAGCCGCUCGUGCUGGAUCGGCCUCUGGAUGUCAACCGUUUGCUGGAUUUGGGUACCGGAGUGCUGGGGCCCGACUUUGUGAUUGCAAACGCGAUGCGUCGGCAUAGGCUUUUUCUCUGCAUUGAGUUGUCUUGUCUGGAGAGGUUGCAUUUUUGUCGGUUUGAUGUGCCGCUGGUGGUGCUUGCUUCGUUUUAUGCGGAGAGGCCGCCGGGAGUUGGAGGUGGGUUUUGA